GCAGGCAGGCAGGCGGACAGACAGGAAAAGGGAGAGAGACAAUCAGGCCGGGAGUCAGUGGGAGGAGGAAGAGUGAGGGGGAGACCUGAUCCUCCCCACACUUUGGCAAUAUUGGCACUUUACACUCGGACAUAGAGGACUCUAGAGAAAACUUGCAGAGCCCCAGGCAGAGAUAUCAGUUGUGCAGGCUGACAUGAGACCUCCAUAAAAGGGCCAUACAUCUCAUGGCAUGGUAUGACCACCGUGAUCCUCUCUGGGAUAAUCGUGGUGGACAAAGAGAGGCUAAGGAAAAAGUUUGGGACAGGUCAUGGCUAUGCACCCCCGUCGUGUUCGGCUUAAACCAUGGCUGGUGGCCCAGGUCGAUAGCGGAAUGUACCCUGGUCUCAUCUGGUUAAACAGAGAAGCCAAAAGGUUCCAGAUCCCCUGGAAACAUGCCACAAGGCAUAGCCCCCGUCAGGAAGAAGAAAACACAAUAUUUAAGGCUUGGGCUGUUGAGACAGGCAAAUACCAAGAAGGAGCUGAUGAACCAGACCCAGCCAAGUGGAAGGCCCAACUGCGCUGUGCACUGAACAAGAGCAGAGAGUUUAAACUUAUGUAUGAUGGCACCAAAGAGGUUCCUAUGAACCCAGUCAAAAUCUACGAGGUGUGCGACAUCCCCCAGUCUCAAGGAUCUAUCAUCAACCCAGGUUCCACAGGAUCUGUACCAUGGGAUGAUGAUGAUUUUGAAGCGGAUGAACUAAAUCAGUCCCAGAACCAUGUACCAAUCAGUGAGCCCUUUAACUGUCUAAAUAUUAAUGCAGACUCGCCCAUCGGAUCAUCUAGUACAGGCAGCUGCACCCCUGAGCAAACAUGGCCAAAGACUGAGCCUCAGGAGAUGGAAGUGCCCCCAACAUCAGGCCCUGCUGACUUUUUCAGUUCUCCCGAGAUGUGGAUCAGUUCCCUACCAAUGACUGACUUAGAAAUCCAGUUUUACUACAGAGGGAAAGAGAUGGGUCAGACAAUGACAGUCAGUAAUCCUCAAGGCUGCCGGCUUUUCUAUGGCGACCUGGGACCAAUGCCCAAUCAGGAAGAGCUGUUUGGACCCGUCACCCUUGAACAAGUUCGCUUCCCUGGGACAGAACAAAUUGUAAAUGAAAAACAGAAGCUCUUUACUAGUCGUCUUCUUGAUGUCAUGGACAGGGGUCUAAUAUUAGAAGUCAGUGGGCAUGCCAUAUAUGCAAUCAGACUGUGCCAGUGUAAAGUCUACUGGAGUGGGCCCUGCUCACCAUCUCCGACUACCCCAAACCUUAUUGAAAGGCAGAAGAGAGUUAAACUUUUCUGUCUGGAGACUUUCCUAAGUGAUCUUAUUUCACACCAAAAGGGGAUCAUUACAAAACAACCGCCCUAUGAAAUCUACUUGGGCUUCGGAGAGGAGUGGCCAGAUGGCAAAUCUAAAGAAAGAAAGCUCAUAAUUGUUCAGAUAAUACCAAUUGUAGCACGCAUGAUAAUCGAGAUGUUUACUGGAGAUAGCACCCGUUCCUUUGACAGUGGAAGCAUCCGUCUACAGAUUUCCAUCCCUGAUAUCAAAGACAACAUUGUUUCUCACCUAAAACAUCUGUAUCGCCUUCUUCAGAACCAUCAAGGCCCAGAUGCUUGGCCUCUCAUGCAGCCCCAAAACAUGCACCUGGCACAGAUGCUCCAAGCCCAGUGAGGACUGGUUUCUUUGUAGAAAAACAUUUGUCUUUCAGUUGUUAUAUGUUUUAAAAGCAGACAGACUUCUAUUCCAUGCUUGGCACACCACUUAACUGUCACUUAAGAAAGUCUUGGGAAGCGAUUUGAUACCUGUAAAAUAUACAUUUAUUUAUUGGUUAAUGUCCCUUUGUUGGAAAAUGGAAUAGAAAGUUUGACCAUCUAGGAUGCAUGAAAAAGUAAACAUGGUUUUACUGUGAAUUUGCUGUGAAGUCCAAAGUAGUCGAUACUUGAGCUGUUUGAAGUCAGUAUGUUGGACAACGAUCUUUGGCAACUGUAUUCUACCUCUUUCAUAUCUUAAAAUGUAAAAGGGUUAUUUAAAAACAUUUUUACAAGUUGUACAUGUAGUCUGUUGACCAUAUGAAGUUACAAUAUUAAAAGAAAAGUGCUAAUUGUUAAGUA
Xenopus laevis (African clawed frog) is the source of this 2130-nucleotide messenger RNA. It is a transcript of the gene irf6.2.L, whose product is annotated as interferon regulatory factor 6, gene 2 L homeolog. Gene Ontology annotation, molecular function: DNA-binding transcription factor activity, RNA polymerase II-specific; DNA-binding transcription factor activity; DNA binding. The transcript is spliced from 9 exons. Gene Ontology annotation, biological process: immune system process; regulation of transcription by RNA polymerase II; regulation of DNA-templated transcription. Gene Ontology annotation, cellular component: nucleus; cytoplasm. Bases 308 to 1690 code for a protein of 460 amino acids. Lineage: Eukaryota; Metazoa; Chordata; Amphibia; Anura; Pipidae. The record is from RefSeq and is a predicted model, not a curated record.